Girardinichthys multiradiatus is the source of this 3780-nucleotide messenger RNA. Its product is annotated as solute carrier family 2, facilitated glucose transporter member 4-like. Lineage: Eukaryota; Metazoa; Chordata; Actinopteri; Cyprinodontiformes; Goodeidae. The transcript is spliced from 11 exons. Gene Ontology annotation, cellular component: membrane. Gene Ontology annotation, molecular function: hexose transmembrane transporter activity. Gene Ontology annotation, biological process: monosaccharide transmembrane transport. Bases 303 to 1814 code for a protein of 503 amino acids. The record is from RefSeq and is a predicted model, not a curated record.
CCCUCUUCUUCCUCCCUCUCCGCUCCUACAUGUACGAAAGAGAAUGCGCAUUUGCGCAACGUCGUCAUUCUAUCCGAGCUGGACUGGCAACACAAACCUUAUACAGAAGAGAGGGCAACCUGCGCUCCGGGGCGCAGCAGAUUUGUACACUUUGGGGCUUUUCUGAUUUGGAUUAUAUUAUAUUGUUCCGUUUAUUUUUGUUUUCGCUGCUGAUUGCGCGGGUUUCAGUCCGGGGUCGUCUCCAUUUGGCACCAGACGCAUCUGUCACCAUCUGAGACCGGGUGCUUAAAGCUGUCAAAGUCAUGCCGGCCGGGUUUCAGCAGCUCGGAGGGGAGACAGUGACUGGAACCCUUGCUCUAUCGGUCUUCACUGCUGUUCUGGGAUCGCUAACGUUUGGAUACAACAUUGGAGUCAUCAAUGCACCUCAAAAGAUCAUUGAGGAGGACUACAAUGCGACAUGGAUCCACCGGUAUGGAGAACCCAUCACCACAGGAACCCUGACCUCCCUCUGGUCGCUGUCUGUGGCCAUAUUCUCCAUCGGUGGCAUGCUCUCCUCCUUCUGUGUGGGCUUCAUCUCAGAGUGGCUGGGCAGGAGGAAAGCGAUGCUCGCCAACAAUUUGUUUGCCUUCAUUGGUGGGAGUCUGAUGGGAAUGUCCAAGCUCUGUUUCUCCUUUGAAAUGAUGAUCCUGGGACGUUUCAUCAUUGGGGCCUACUGUGGGCUUGCAUCUGGCUUGACACCAAUGUAUGUGGGGGAGAUAGCUCCUACAAGUCUUCGAGGUGCACUCGGCACGUUGCACCAACUGGCCAUAGUCACCGGCAUUCUUAUAGCACAGAUUCUGGGUCUGGAGACGUUACUGGGCAGUGAACACCUAUGGCCCGUUCUAAUGGGUUUAACCGUGGUGCCAACUGUACUCCAGAUGGGUCUGCUGCCCUUCUGCCCGGAGAGCCCUCGAUUCCUCUACAUCGUCCGUAGUCAGGAACACCACGCCAAGAGUGGCUUGAGGAGGUUAACAGGCCAGCAGGAGGUGGGUGACAUGCUAGCAGAGAUGAAGGAGGAGAAGAGGAGGAUGGACAUGGAGAGAAAAGUAUCCAUCCCUGAGCUCUUUCGCUCCACUCUUUACCGUCAGCCCAUCAUCAUCUCCAUCCUGCUGCAGCUCUCCCAGCAGCUCUCUGGAGUCAAUGCAAUUUUCUACUACUCCACCAGUAUUUUCAUGAAGGCAGGAGUCCAGAGUCCAGUCUAUGCCACAAUAGGAGCUGGAGUGGUAAACUGUGCCUUCACUGUGGUCUCGCUUUUCCUUAUGGAGAGGAUGGGUCGGCGGACACUACACAUGUUAGGAUUGGGAGGAAUGUGCAUUUCUGCCAUUAUUAUGACUGUAGCUCUGGCUUUACUGGACAGCAUUCCAUGGAUGAGCUACAUUAGCAUGCUAGCUAUCUUUGGCUUUGUGGCCUUCUUUGAGUUGGGUCCGGGUCCCAUUCCUUGGUUCUUUGUAGCUGAGCUGUUCUCUCAAGGCCCAAGGCCAGCUGCCAUGGCUGUGGCGGGCUUCUCCAACUGGACUGCCAACUUUGUCAUUGGCAUGGGCUUCCAAUAUGUUGCAGAUCUAUGUGGGCCAUAUGUAUUCCUGAUAUUCGCAGGGCUCCUCCUCUUUUUCCUCAUCUUCACAUUCUUUCGGGUGCCAGAGACCCGGGGUAAGACCUUCGAUCAGAUCGCAGCCAACUUUAAUCAGCACUCAGUGGCGGGCAUGAUGGAUAUGGACAUGGAGCUGAACAAGUCCAGCACGGAACUGGACUACUUGGGGGAUGAAAGCAUCAACUGAAGAGUCCAAAUGAAACAAAAAACACACUGAGUACAGCUUAGAGUGAAGUUUGUGUAUGGGCCCUACUCCAAAAUGUUAUUUUUUGACAUAUGUUUUAAGAUCCGUAGUUCUAUUUCAUAUAGCUUGUGGUGCCAGAGCAGUGUUAAGAUGAAUGUGUGACAAUGUGGAUGUUUUUUGAAAUUGUUGUUUGCUGGUACCACAGCAGUUAGACUACUGGUGGUUCUGACCUUUGCUCUAACAGCUCAACACCUACGGGUUAGACUGACUGCUAUAUUUUCAACAAAAAAAAACUGACUGUUGAGGCAUUGACUGCCGGCGUGAGAUGAUUUUAUUUAAUGCUGAUGAACUCAGAUGCAGUGUUGAUAGAGGGAAAAAGUUUGGAAAUCCUGCACUUUAUAAAGAAGGACUUAGGUGAACGGAGGUAUAGGUAUAGGUUCUUAAGAAUCGGUUGUGCUGCAUGUUUUAGAUGUAACCAUGCUCCAACAAAUCAGAUUCAAAUGGUUGUAUUAGCCCUUCACCAUCUUGUUGGUAAUGGCAAAUGUAUCUAAAGCAUGCAGGAUAUUGAGUUUUGUGGACUGAAAAUGGACAUCACUGAUUUAGAAAGUUGAAGUGACUUGAUGGUUUUUCCUUAAGAUGGGAACACGCUAGAAUAAGGCUUCUUCAAGAACUGACUAAUGGUUUCAUUUUUUUCUUGUUUUAGGAUAGUAGAUUUUGGAAAUGAACAAAUAUAUUAGAAAAAAAUACAAUUAUAAUUCAUUUAUGAAUGAAUUAAACUAGUUUGCAUCAGUACCAGAUAUAAAUCGCUAGAUGCACUGGAAAUCAAGCAACGCAUCAGGGUUCCAACAUGUUUAUUACAAAUUUCCAUACUUUUGCAGAUUUUUUUGACAUUUUUAUUGAAUUCUGGAUAUUUGUGUAUGGCGUUUUAACUUUGAACUUGCUGUGCCUUUUUUGUUGGAGGAAAACAUUUAAUUGUGAUACUGUCGCUAAAUAUUCCAAUGACAAUAUUGCUCCAAGCAAAUAUUGACUCAAUUUAUUGUGCAGCUCUAAUUUGCAGGUUGCACAAAUAAACCAAUGCUGAAACUGGCUUACUACCUGAGCAUUGUAUAGAGCCACUGCUUCUGUGGUGUCUCUGAAUUAGCUUUGAUCAGUUAUUUUAACUGAUCGAAGCUUCAACAAGCUCUACAACUCUUGGCUUUGUCAAAUAAGGAAAUUAGUAUCUUGGACUAAAUGCAGAUAUUGAAUUUUUUGUACUUGUAUUAAACUUCACCAAAAUAGAAUUUUUUGUGCAUGUUUCAGACCCAAAUUAAUAACCACAGGUCCAGUUUAGCUUAAAUGUUAGGUUUUCUAUUGACCAAAUUAGUUAAAUGGCCCUUUUUGAUUUAUCAAGUAGUGUUCAGCCAGCAACUGAUUAACCAAAAUACUGAUGGUAAAAAACAAAUGUAAUACCCCAAAUAUAAAAAAGCAUAUCUCAUAAAACCACUGCAUUAAUUAGGCAUAGACAUAUCCUUUUGAAAAUGGAAUAUGUCUAGAAAAACAUUUUACCCACCCCCAAAACUUGCAGCUAAUUCCAAACUUCAGAGUGUAGGAACCCUGCAUUGCAUUUUAAAUCCGAGCUAGAGUUCCUUAUAUGCGUGUUCCCCCCUUAGGUUUUAAUGUUUUCCAGAGAAAAAGAUUUCAGGAAACCUUUUGGUACUCCAUAUGUACAUAAUGUUUGGGUGUUGUCAUGUAUGCGGGUCUAAAGUUUCUACUCUGUUUGCACUCCAGCUGGUUUAUGGUAUGGACGCUCAGGUUAGAUAGGAUUUAUUUUGUAGACCACAGGCAGCAAUUUUGUGUAGUCUUUGCAUCCAUGUGUGUGCCUUCUGUCAUGUAGUGUUCUGAAUAUUUGUAUUGAGAUUUUUCUUCCAGUGGACCUGUAAAUUUAUGCUGUGGUUAUACAAGUGCUGUAAAUAACUGUACAAGAGGAUAA